GGAGAUAUGACGUCACGUCCGGCUACCUGCACUCAGCACUUCCGGCUGGGGCCUGGUCCGGAGGGUGCGAGGCGCCGCGAUGGGGCGGGGGAGGCGCUCAGUGAUGGCAGAGCUGCGACGUCGGUGACGAUGGCCACCUCAGAGUGGAUUCAGUUCUUCCGGGACGCGGGGAUCCCCCCUGGCCCCGCUGUCAGUUACGCCGUCACCUUCGUGGACAAUCGCAUCCACAAGCACAUGCUGCUGGACCUGACCAAGGAGCUGAUGCAUGAGUUGGGCAUCACGUUGGUGGGCGACGUCAUCGCCAUCCUCAAACACGCCAAGGUGGCCUACAGGCAGGAGAUGUGCCGUGCAGCCACAGAGGCGCUGACCCCCCCCAGCGCCCCCCCGGAGCUGCGGCGCUGCGCCAACAGCGCCGCCGGACGGAUGAUCGCCAACAGCCUCAGCCGCGACCCCACCUCCAUCUCCAUCACCGUCCCCAACCACAGUUCCCCCCCGGUGCCCCCAAAGCUGCGCCGCGUUGCAGCCGACGCCGCAGUGCUGAACCCCCGCAUACGGCACAGCCCUGCAGCCCCAGCUCUGCAGAGGACGUCGGUGUUCGACCGCCUGGGAGCGGAGACGGAGCUCAGCAAGGACCCCCCGUUUCCCCCCCAGCCCGCAGUGGGGGUGUUUGGCCGCCUGGGCUCCGCGCCCCCCACCUCCCCCCCCCCAUCGCCGGAGGAGGACAACGGCCGCCCGCUGCCCUACGCCGGGGUCCUGAAGAAGCCGCCCCCCCCUCCUCGGGACCCCCCCCCCGCCGUCCGACCCCCCCACUCCCCCCACCCCCUCCGAGGCUCUGCCGCCCCCCCCCGCCCCCCAGGACUGCCGCGUCAGCAGCAGCCGAAGGGGGAGACCCCCCCGGGGGGGGGCGGUGCGGCUGCAUCGGGGCUGGGGGGGUCCCAGAGCGCGCAUGGACGGCGCCGGGGGGGUCAGCGUGUUCCGCAGGCUGGGGAGGAAGGUGCUGUGACGUCAUCGCUCGGAGCGGUGACGUCAUCGUUCAGUGCUGCGACGUCAUCGCUCGGAGGUGGGGCGCCAUCAUUUGGCGCUGUGAUGUCAUCACUCGGUGCCUUGAUGGCGUCACCCGGGGUCACCUGACGUCAGGACUGGGAGCUGCGACGUCAUCAUUCGGCGUCGUGCGGUCAUCAGUUAUGGGGUGUGACGUCAUCGCUUGACACUGUGACGUCAUCGUUUGGAGGUGUGGUGUAAUUUGGCGUCUCAGUGCCAUUGUUUGGAGGUGUGAGGUCAUCACCUGGAGUGGUGACGUCACCGUUUGACGCUGUGACAUCACCACUUGGAGCUGUGGUGCCAUUGUUCUCUGCAAGUGACGCCACCACCGGAGCCGUGACGUCAUCAUUCUGUGCCAUGACGUCAUCGCUCUGAGCGGUGACGCCAUCACUCGGAGCUGCAGUGCCAUUGGGGGGUUUUGUGACGUCACAGGGGCUCUGUGACGUCACCACGCGAUGCUGUGACGUCACCGGGGCGCUGUGAUGUCAUCGCGGGGGGGCAGACGGGCGACAGCGUCACCAUUUUUACCCCCACUUUGCCCCAAAUGGGCGUUUCCUGCCCAGAUUUGGGGAUUCCCAUUAUUUAACCCCCCCUUUUUUUUCUCCUUCCCCCAAACCGGCGCUUUUCAGCCCAAUUUUCACCCAAAUCUCGCGCUUUCACCCCCAAACCGAACUGUUUCUUCCCCAGCUGCCCAUUUUUCUGCUUCCUUCCCCAUUUUUGGGGGGGGGGAGCCCCCCAACGUCUCAAUUUCUCCCUCCCAUUUUUAAGGCAUUUUUCUUCUUUUCAGCUCCAAUUUCCUUCCUUUCCCCCCCCCUUUUUUUCCUCUUUUUCCCCUUUUUUUUCUUUUUUUCCCCAUUUCUUCCCCUUUCCCCCCGAUUUUUCUUCAUCCCCCCCCAUUUCCCCCCAUCUCUUCCCCCCAUUUUUUCCUCUUUAUUCCCCCCAUUCCCCCCCCCCCCCCUCCCCCACUCCCACAUUUCGGUUCUGCUGCUUUGGGGACAGCCUGAAAUAAAGGCUGAAUCUCCCCAAAACACCGACCCCAAAAUGCCAUUUUUUCACCCAAACUUCACUUUCCUGCCCCCCCCCCCCCCCCCCCAAAGGUCCCCCUAUGCGGUUCCACAGGCACCGAUUUUGGGCUGAAACCGUCAGGUUUUGGGUGUCGUCCCCCCCCUCCCCCCCCCGCAGGUUCCCCCCAUGCGGUUCCGUCCGUUUGCUGUGGGUUUGGCGCUGAAUUUUGGGUUUCUUUUCUGUGUUUUUGGCGUUUGGUUGUUCUCAUUAUGGUGCUUUUCUGCAGCUUUGAGGCCACGUUUUCACAUUACCCCGCUUUGGCUUUUUUUGGGGGGGGCUUUUCCCCCGCCCUCUCCCCCCCCCCCCCACCCCCCCACCCCUCAGAGCGCUUUCAUUGUGUGGAGCAGUGCUGCAAAACACCAAAAAAAGGCAAAAAAAACCAAAAAAACCCCCGAAAAAAAAGCCACUUUUUGGAGGCUUUUCCCCACUCUGUGCCUUCAUUUUCCCUCACGGUUGAGGUGUUGGGGGAGGGGGGGGGGGGCGGAAUGGUGCAAAUAAAGGGCAUUUUUUGGAA
Gallus gallus (chicken) is the source of this 2620-nucleotide messenger RNA. RefSeq lists its product as uncharacterized. The record is from RefSeq and is a predicted model, not a curated record. The coding region runs from base 7 to 1131 and encodes 374 amino acids. Lineage: Eukaryota; Metazoa; Chordata; Aves; Galliformes; Phasianidae. The transcript has 9 exons. Gene Ontology annotation, cellular component: nucleus.